AUGGCCUCACUGCCCAAGGCGCAAGAGGAGGCGAAGAGGAUCAUCCGCGAGAGCCAGGCGGCCACUAGGAAGCCCUGCCGCGGUGCCGCCACCUUCCGCCGCCCCAAGCCCAACGAUGAUGACUCUGACGUCGGAUCGGGCAACGAUGACGGGGGAAGAGCCGCCGGCCAGCCUGACAUGCCAUACGAGAGAGGAAGGGCGUCGCCAGGUGUGCAUGUGCCUCCGCGGAUUCGUGCCACGAUUGCCGGAGGCGUGGGCGCCACGGGUCACCUCUCCAGAUCGGUGGAGGCCAAGGGCAAGGGCAAGGAGGAGGGGAGAAGAAGACCUUCGGCCAGCUGCGGGAAGCCGCCGCUGGCGUCCUCCGCGGCAUCCACCGGCGCCGGUGGCGGGCAGAAGCGCAAGUGCCACGACCACACGCACUCCGAGAACGUCGCCGGUGGAAAGUACGGCGCCUCCGGUGGCCGCUGCCACUGCUCCAAGCGCAGGAAGUCCCGGGUUCGGCGGAUGACUCGCGUGCCGGCAAUCAGCUCGAAGGCGGCGAAGAUCCCCGCGGACGACUUCUCGUGGCGCAAGUACGGGCAGAAGCUGCCUGUGGAGAAUGCCCUGGACUCAGCAGUUGACGUAACUCGGUUGAGCUGCGGUGCGCUAUAUUUAGCUGAUUUUAUUGGGAAGGGAAGAGGUAUGAAAUUCUCAACUUAGAGGGAGCAUACACAAGUGUAAGCAGACCCUUGAGCAAGAGAGCAACAUGACUGCUAGCUUCCCUGCUGCAUUACAGGAGAUGGAUACGAAGUCCUCGGAGGAGGAAUACAAAGCUCUACAAGGUGAUGGAGCUGGAGAUGUGUAUUUCCAGUCUCUU
Messenger RNA from Triticum aestivum (bread wheat), 856 nucleotides. RefSeq lists its product as uncharacterized. Lineage: Eukaryota; Viridiplantae; Streptophyta; Magnoliopsida; Poales; Poaceae. The record is from RefSeq and is a predicted model, not a curated record. The transcript is spliced from 6 exons. Bases 1 to 699 code for a protein of 232 amino acids.